AUGCAACAGCAGCAGAACCAGCAGUCGAACGGCCAGUACCAGAUGCCAUUCGCCAACCAGCACAUUCAGCAGCAUCAGCAGCAUCAGCAGCAUCAGCAGCAUCAGCAGCAUCAGCAGCAUCAGCAGCAUCAGCAGCAUCAGCAGCAUCAGCAGCAACAGCAACCUCAGUGGUACGGUCCACCGAUGCCUUUCGGUUCGGGACAGAUGCAGCAGCAGGGGUUCAAUCCCAUGAUGCAACACCCAGUCCGCUUCAUGAGCGCGGACGAGAUCGCGGCGAUGCUCAAUGUCCCGCACUUCCAGACGCAACGUGGUUCUCGCGGCCAAGGACGCUUUCAAGGACAAGAGCAAAGCUUCCAAGGAAGAUCUCGAGAAUCCCAAGGAUACCGAGGAUCCUGGGCACAGCGAGGCGCUCGCGGAGGUCGACGAGGCCGACGGCUGAUUCCUCGAUAUGAUCCCGCCGACGAUCCGCACAAUCAGCCCGGCGAGAACAACGCCAAGAACAUCAAGAAUGAAAACGCCUGGAGAGAGGCUUGGAAUAGGGAGCAAGAGCUUCUCGAGCAGAUCCAAGACCGGGACGAGAAAGUAGAUCUCCUUGAGUAUGACGUCCAGGACCUGCAACGUCAGGUCGACGAAUGGCAACGUAGUGCUGACAAGGUCGGUGAUGAUGCCGUGCUUGGUGAGCAGGCCAUCCGGAGAGACCCAAAGCUUCUUCAGCAAUACAACGGUGGAGACCUGAAGCGCAGGAGGCAGGCGUCGAAGCGCAAGAGCAAGAGCAAGAGCAAGAGCAAGAGUAGUAAAGACAACGAGCGCACAGCCUCUGAUGCUGAGUUGAGCGACAUCGACAACGUGUCAGAAAGUGAACUUGGGCGUCUCGGAAUCAAUGAGGUGCUGGACGAGAUGCUCGCCAACGACGUCAAAAAUCUCCCGGUCAGCGAACUUGCGGGCAUUCAAGGCCAGGGCAGCAGGCAAGCACCGGCAUAUGGUGACAGCGAUAGUGAGCUCGAUGUUGAAGAAAGCGAGCUUGCAGGCAUCCAAUUCGCCAGUCCAGCAGAAUCAGAAGCAGGGAACGACGAUCUCAGCGAGCUCGGCGAUUUCCCUCAAAGCGCCCUUGGAGAAGCUCCAUUGCCUGAUGAUCAGGCCUAUGAACCUGAGACAGAGCUCGGUAAACGGGGCACUUAG
Molecule: messenger RNA, 1179 nt
Organism: Fulvia fulva
Lineage: Eukaryota; Fungi; Ascomycota; Dothideomycetes; Mycosphaerellales; Mycosphaerellaceae
Exons: 3
Coding region: 1-1179 (392 amino acids)
Source: RefSeq, a predicted model, not a curated record